Messenger RNA from Geodia barretti, 927 nucleotides. NCBI's taxonomy places the organism in Eukaryota, Metazoa, Porifera, Demospongiae, Tetractinellida, Geodiidae. The record is from the annotation of a GenBank genome assembly.
UCAACUCACCAAGACAGUUAAAAAGUGUCGCGCAACGUUGUGGUCCAAUAUCGACAACUGAACACAACAGAGCUCUAGAGCCAGGGACGCGAGUAGAACUCUUUAUGCAAAAAGGGGGUGUGUCCUUGGGGUCAAAGUGUAUUAACGCAUGCGAUCUGAAGGACAAUGUUCGGAGUAGUGGCCUCUGGGAAGUUGGUGAACACUAACGUCCAGGAGGCAGGAGUCAAUGAGUAUUUCCUCACUCUGGAGGAUGCUCUGUCUGUCAACCACAUUGUGGUGUUCUUGACAGGACAGAUUCCUUUCUCUGAGGGGUUUGGGGGCUCAAUCUAUCUCGGGUGGCCUGCCGAGGGAGGGGGCAUGUCCUGGCAGCUGCUUGGCUUCAUCAGCAACAGCAAACCCAGCGCCAUCUUCAAGAUUACCAAGGUGAAGCCAAGUGAGACGGUGACUCCGUUUGGACAGGAGAUGAUGGCCACGGUGGGUCACCACUCCACGGCCAUGGUGGGGCUCAGGGUGGAGCCUCUGGACCAGCUGGCACAGGAGACCCCGGCCAGCGGGACCCAGCCAUCCAGUCUCAGCAACAUGAGCGAGUUCAGCCAGAAGAUGUUGGAGAACUUGUUCAACUUUGCCAGUUCGUAUGCAGUGGACCCCACGCGGUCGGCUCUGACCCCCGGGGAGACUUACAUACCAGCCGCGGCCCUCAGACAGUGGUACUCCAACUUCCAGAGAAGACUCUCUUUAAACCCAAACUUUUGGAAGACACUCUAGGAGCAUGUCACUCCAGUGAGAAUUAUUGUUGCUGUUGUUGUGCCUUGCUCUAGAUGUUGCCGUUGCUAGUCACCUGAAUCGGGUAUAUGAUUUUUCUGCGUAUAUAUACCACUUUCAGUCACAAAAUGUAAAUUUACACCACUUCUAGUAGAAGUGUCAACA